This is a messenger RNA of Paracoccidioides brasiliensis Pb18, 3732 nucleotides long. Its product is annotated as karyopherin MSN5. Gene Ontology annotation, cellular component: nucleus; cytoplasm; RNA nuclear export complex. The record is from RefSeq and is a predicted model, not a curated record. The coding region runs from base 1 to 3732 and encodes 1243 amino acids. Gene Ontology annotation, biological process: RNA export from nucleus; protein export from nucleus. The transcript has 11 exons. Gene Ontology annotation, molecular function: nuclear export signal receptor activity; RNA binding.
AUGGCCGGGCCUGCCCCUCUACCACUGGAUCUUGAAGUUGCAGGCGGCACCAACAUAUCAUCGGAUUCUGUGUUGUCAAAUAUCAUACAAGCUCUUAGUAUCAUUCAUAGUAGGUCAUCGACUAACGAAACCCGCCAUCAAGCUUCCGAAUUCCUCGAAUCUCAGAAAAAUUCAAAAUCAGCAGUCCAUACUGGCCAUUUCUUGGCAUCACAGAAGAGCAACUCUCCAGUCCUCCGCCAUUUCGGCCUAUCUCUACUUGAGCAUGUUCUCAGACAUAAUUCCUCAGGUUUGUCUCCUCCAGAACUGGAACAUCUAAGGGUGAUAAUUUUGAAUUUGGCCCAAUCAAUCAGUCCUCAAGAUGAGUCUUUUAUCAGCAACAAGACCUCACUUUUAUGGGUAGAAAUAGCAAAACGGAGCUGGGGUCUCGAGUGGAUAGAGAUGGAUAGAAACCUGGUUCAAAUUUGGGAUAUCUCUCUGGCGCACAAGAAAUUCGUUCUUUCAAUUUUAGAAACUUUAUCUGAGGAUACUUUUCAUCACGAAGAUACAAUUUCUUCACUUCGUGGUACGGAUCUCAAUCGUGCACUUGUCGAAAUAGUUACGCCGUACUCUGUUUUCCAACAAAUAUACCCAAGGAGAGAGCACCACAUCGAGCUACGCCACGGAAGCGAAGGCUGGCUUUUGAGGACAUGUCAUUUUUUAAGCGAUUGUCUCGAUAACAUCCACGGCUCUCGCGAAGUCAAAAUAUGCGCUGCGAAAGCUUUAGCAACUCUUCGAUCACUGAUGUUUUGGUCCAUUCCUUUGGCGAUAUCAACAUCCAUGUGUGUUGAAACUACUUUCAAAGCUUUAAAAUCUCAGGAUGAGGAUAUUCUUAUGGCCGCAGUUGAAGCUCUCCAUGCACUAUAUAGCAGGACAAGCUAUGAUAUGGCCGAGUUUCAGGCCCUUGUCAAUCUGGUAUAUCAAACUGAUAAUCUCCAGUUGCUCCAAAACGUUUAUAACUGGUCGAUUGUUGAUGUAAACGACAUUUCGGAUGUGAAAUACAGUAUAUCUAAAAAACUAUCAGAGCUAAUGUCUUAUAUUUCCGGAUUCCUUGAAGAGAAAAACUUCGAUUUUCACCAGAACAUCGAUUUGGGGUUCUUUUUCCCGUUCCUAGUCAACAUCCUUCGGCAUCCAAGCCUGACCGUGUCUAUACCCGUCCUUCAUUCGUGGUCAAGACUAUUGGUAUCUUCCAGAAUCACGGGCUUGGAUGUCAUCCAUGGACUUAUUGCACCCAUACUUGAGAUUUGCACUCAACGUCUUGUUCGCUACGAAACUUUACCUGAGAAUACCAAUGAUCCCACAAUCAUAUUUCUUAAUGAAGAUAUUGAUACCACACCGGAAAGGCAUGCAUUUGUUGGGAAUUAUCGACGAUACUGUUCCCAAACGAUUGAACUGAUUGUGUUUCAACGACCACAUGAAGCGAUCCCACAUAUACUAACCAGAGCAGAUUAUGUCCUUAACAAUCUCUAUAAUUCAACUGGUCCUUUUAAUCCGGCAAACUUUAAAAAAUACUCGCCUCCGUCGUUGCAAGCAGAUACCCAGUUCACGGUAGUUGAGGCAACGCUAAGGGGGUUCAACAAAUGGGUAGAUACCCUCGGGAAAACGCCGCAAGAGGAUGAACAACAACGGCUUGGUCUAGAAAAUUCCCUCGAGUUAUGGGCGCUCAAUCUGUUGCAGAAGAAUUUCGACGACCCUGUUAUCAAAGAACGAGUCAUAAGGUUAUCAGUUGACUUUUCUUAUAAGCCGUUGAAAAAUAAGCCAAGUUUUGCUCUCAAGGUUCUGGAGCAUAUUCUGACGAUCAACCCGGUGGAUCGUCCAGAAUGUCCAACUUAUUCUGAAGCCGUGAAAGAACUUUACAGUGUAGCUACCUGCGAAGUGCGCCGGCUGGCUAUACGUUACGCUGGUUAUUUUUCAACCUUUUAUGAUGCUCUAGAACCAAAAGUUCAAGAGAUUGUGUCAGCGUCUAAUGGGGAGGAGAAGCCCCAUAUGGAGCUUUCUGCUAUCCUGCUUAUAAUAAUGCAACGGGCACCACAAGUAGAUUCUGUUGUACGACAGUCUAGACUACAAUUGUUCAUCGAACCGAUCAGACAAUCCUGGAGCAACGAAGAGUUUAAGCAGAGCUCAACCACCUUUGAAGGAUUUUGUCAAAUUCUUGGAUUAGACCGAAUUUGGCCUUACCUAGAGCGUCUACAGGCUCAAAAUAUAGAAGAUUGGUUGGCGAUACCUCUCGACGAGGAGGGAAAGAAGAUACAAGCCCUUAUGACAUCAAAUUUUCAACGACUUCCACUGCGCCUGACGAAAACAAUGUUAUCCGUAUCCACAGAAAAGAUACAAGUUAACGACCCAGCAUACUCAAUUGCAUGCGAUUUAUGGCGGGAAUCAAUCCCUCUUAUUCUCCCGACAUUGCUUCAGCUUCUCAGCCACGCACAUGCGUUCCACAACCCAGACAGCUAUCCUGAGCUGUCACCAAAUAUGCGUCCACUCGUUCGAAGAAUCCUCACGGAUCGGUUUUGGCAAGCGGGCAUCUCAAGUGGUAGUAAAGAGGAAUUCUAUGCACGUAUCACUGCCUCCAAGGCUACACUUGAAGGAUUUUCAUCCUCCGUUCGAGGGAAAGUUAGAGCUGUACGAGAAGCUUGUUAUUCCAUUCUUUUCAGCAUGAGCAGGCUCCGCGAUCAUUUCUAUUCAUUCGAAGAACUCCCUGUCCCCCUUUCUCAAGCAUUAUUUAAAGAUGCCACGUGUCUCUCCUCCCAUCAGUUAUCUAUGCUUCUCAAUAUUUCUCGCUGUCUAAUUGACGAUUGCCCUGAGAGAUAUCGAAUCAAUUUCUUAACCCCGAUCUUAUCUGCGCUAUUUAUUCAGAUCGACAAAAAGUUAACUAAUGAAUGGGAUAUAAUCGAGCAUAAAAAGUCUGGUAUGCUGGAUGCUGAUCUAACAGAGGAGAUGAAGGACGAAAGUAUCCUGCGCCAACUCACACAUUCGGUUGCGGUUAUGGUGGCCAGUCUUCUUGAUCCGCAACGUAGAGAUCCAGAGAAAGGGUCUGAAUCCACCAAACAGAACGGUAUUACUAACCAGCCGUCCCCUUCCGAUUCAAUGCGCAACUUCAUUCUCUCAACCCCUCAGAUUCUCGAGCCAGUAAUUAUCUUUUGCACACACGCCAUUCGCAUGAAGGACACACGAUCUUCUGCUAUCAUUACGCGUGUUAUCCGAUCGAUCCUGGAAGUGUUUGUCCUCAACGUCGACAACCCUACCACGAGAAGUAUCCGCGAAUUCAUCAGCACAGAUAUCCUUAAAGCAUGCAUUACGUCCGUACAUGAUCCUUACUUCGUCGACAUGCAGAAGGAACUUGCACAGCUUAUUGCCUCCAUUUGGGUUCUCUACGGGGCUAGCAGCAACACGCCGACGAGGAUCAUAGAGAGCUUGCCAGACAUGUCUAAGAGCAAAGUUGAGGACACACUGGCGGCACUUAAGAAAUCCGAGUCUGGAAGGCAGCAAAGAGCGCUAGUUCUUGAUUUAUUAGAGGGCUUGCGAGGUGUAAGUAUCAGUGAACAAGGGCGCAUUACUGUUCCCAAAACUGUUCAAAGGGAACCCAGAUCUAUUCUGCAAGCACGGUACACAACGGAAAUGGAAGGGCAAGAAGAUAUCAAGGUCAAUAUCAAUAACGGGCCGGAUCUGACAGGGGUGGCAGAUAUGUUUGGGUAG